Anguilla rostrata (American eel) is the source of this 1301-nucleotide messenger RNA. It is a transcript of the gene ndufa9a, whose product is annotated as NADH:ubiquinone oxidoreductase subunit A9a. The record is from RefSeq and is a predicted model, not a curated record. The transcript has 11 exons. NCBI's taxonomy places the organism in Eukaryota, Metazoa, Chordata, Actinopteri, Anguilliformes, Anguillidae. Gene Ontology annotation, cellular component: mitochondrion. Bases 55 to 1200 code for a protein of 381 amino acids. Gene Ontology annotation, molecular function: protein-containing complex binding.
UUUGGUCUUUUAGGCACUCCUUCGCCACCGUACUUUGUCUAUAAUUUGUUAAAGAUGGCGGCUGUUGCUUUCGUCUGCCGCCGACCUGGCAGUGUCCUUCCCAGGAUUUCCAAAGCUGGGUCACCAGCUGUGCUGUCGGCCGUGCCCGCGACAGUCCAGCAGAGGAAGGUCCACCAUUCUGUCAUCCCCCGCGGCAAAGGGGGUCGCUCGUCCGUUAGUGGGAUUUCCGCUACCGUUUUUGGGGCGACCGGCUACCUUGGCCGAUAUGUAGUCAAUCAUCUAGGGCGCAUGGGCUCUCAGGUCAUUGUUCCUCACCGGUGUGACCAGUAUGACAUCAUGUACCUGAGACCCAUGGGAGAUCUGGGUCAGAUCAUCUUCCUGGACUGGGAUGCCAGAAAUCGUGAGACCAUCCAGAGAGCGAUGGCUCACUCCAACGUGGUCAUCAAUUUGGUGGGCAGAGAAUGGGAGACUAGCAACUACAGCUUUCAAGACAUCUACGAGAACAUCCCCCGGGAAAUCGCCAGAGCAGCCCGGGAGGCGGGCGUCACAAAGUUCAUCCACAUGUCCCAUCUGAACGCAGACAUCCGCAGCCCCUCCAGAUACCUGAGGAACAAGGCAGUAGGGGAGAGAGUAGUGAGAGAUGAGUUCCCUGAUGCUGUCAUCAUGAAGCCCGCAGAGAUGUUCGGGAGGGAAGACAGAUUCUUCAACCACUUUGCAAACAUGCGCUGGUUUGGGAGAGCCGUGCCCCUGAUCGCCCUGGGGAAGGAAACGGUCAAGCAGCCCGUCUACGUGGUGGAUGUGUCCAAGGCCAUUGUCAACGCCAUCAAAGACCCAGAAUCCAAUGGGAAAACCUAUGCUUUAGUAGGGCCUCACAGAUACCUCCUGCACGAUCUGGUGGAGUACCUGUACGCCGUGGCACACAGGCCUUUCGUGCCCUACCCGGUACCACGCCCUCUGUAUCAUAUGGCUGCAAGGUUUUUUGAACUCAACCCCUUUGAGCCGUGGACUACCCGUGACAAAAUAGACCGGCUGCACACCACGGACAUGAAGUACCCGGGCCUGCCCGGCCUGGAGGACCUGGGCAUCGUGCCCUCGUCCGUGGAGAUGAAGGCCAUCGAGGUCCUGCGCCGCCACCGCCGCUUCCGCUGGCUGGAGGCCGAACUGGGGGAGACCAAGCCAGCCAAGACCGUGGACAUCUGAGCUACCCCUCGCAGCGCUGCGCUGUGCACACCCUCCUUCUGCCACUCCCCUGUAUAUACAUUACAUGUCAAAUCUAAUAAUAAAAAAAAAUCUUCAAACAA